Messenger RNA from Rotaria sp. Silwood2, 1836 nucleotides. The record is from the annotation of a GenBank genome assembly. Lineage: Eukaryota; Metazoa; Rotifera; Eurotatoria; Philodinida; Philodinidae.
AUGUCCAAAAUUUAUCAAUGUCGCACAGCAAAUUCAACACCUAUCAAUAUCAUUGGUGAAAUUAAAUUGGAAGUUAAAGUUAAAUCAAUUAAAACUUAUACAACUGCAUAUGCGGCCUCAAAUUUAAUUACAUCAAUUCUAUUAGGAAACGAUUGGAUUAAUUCAAUCCAUGUACAUCUUUUUGGUGAUCAGAAUCAAUUGACAAUUCCUGAUCAAUAUGGUCAAUUAAUCUCAAUUCCAUAUUUAGAACCUACUAGUAUUAAUUAUCCAGCAUUAUUAAUCAAUCAAAUUACUCUUCCACCUCAUUCACAAACAUUGGUUAACAUCAUAUGUCAAAUCGAUAACGCUUAUGAUUUAAUAUUCGAACCUUAUAAAUGUUACAUUUCAAAAUUUAUUUUUAUACCACAUGCAAUACUAAAUGUCAAGAACAAUCAAACGAAAGUUUUAUUAAUAAAUGCAAAUGAUGACCAACAAACAUUAUCAAAGAAUACACGAAUCGGAACUAUUGCCCGUCAUUCAACAUACACAAUUUAUACCACAACACAAAAUUCUUUUCCAACUCAUGACAAACAUAUUCGACAAUCAUAUUUUAAAUCUAAACCAAGAGCUGUUCUCAAUAAAAAAAGACAACUCGAAUACGAACAACAACUUCGACAACAAAUAUCAAGUCUAACCAAACAUAUAGAAAAUGGAAACAAUCGUUCAAAAAUUCAAGAUAUAUUAUGGCGAAAUAAAAUAUUUUUUGAUCCGACACCAUCAAUUAUUAAUAUUCCACCACAAUCAGCAAUUAAAACUGGUGAUCAUCCACCUAUAUAUUCAAAACAAUAUUCGUGUUCUGCAAAAGAUCAAGAUAUUAAAUUCCAAGAAAUGCAAAAAUUAUUAGAACGUGGUCAAAUUGAAGAAUCAACUUCUCCAUGGUCAUCACCAAUAGUACUCGUUAAGAACAAAGAUAAAACAAUGAGAUUCUGUAUUGAUUAUCGACGAUUAAAUGAUAUUACAAUCAAAGAUGCAUUUCCAUUACCUCGCAUCGAUGAAAUAUUUGAUCAAUUAUCUGAUGCAAUGUAUUACACAAAAUUUGAUUUUAAAUCUGGUUAUUUCCAGAUACCUCUAUGUAAAGAGGAUCGUCCCAAAACAGCAUUCUCAACUCGUGAUAACCAUUAUCAAUUUACAGUUCUUUCACAAGGUAUAACGAAUGGACCCGCAACAUUUCAACGAGUUAUUAACCACAUAUUAGGACCAGCAAGAUGGAAAUAUGCACUAGCUUAUAUUGAUUAUGUAAUUAUCUAUUCGAAAACAUUUGAAGAACAUUUAAAACAUCUCAGUGAAAUUUGUACAAUAUUAAAAAAUACACGAUUUCGACUCAACCCUGAUAAAUGCGAAAUUGCCCAAACUCAAACAGAAUAUCUUGGACAUCAAAUUAAAAAUGGUGAAAUCCGUCCAAGUCCACAGAAUAUUCAUGGUCUAUUGAAUACAAAAUUACCACAAACAGCUGAUGAAGCUUGCAAAUUUGUUAAAGCAACUGAAUAUUAUAGAAAAUUUAUACCAAAUUUUUCUCAAAUUGCUGAACCAUUACGAAAAUUUGUUCCAACAACAAAAACUCAACAAAAACGAGGACAAAAAACAAUAAUUAAAUUAACCGACGAUGAAGUUAAAGCAUUCGAAAACCUUAAACAUUAUCUUACAACAGAUUUGGUUUUAAAAUUACCAAAUAAUAGAUUCCCAUUCAAAGUUCAAACUGAUGCAUCUGACGAGGGAAUCGGAGCAGUAUUAUUACAAAUUUAUCCAGAUGGUGAUAGGCCAGUUGCAUAUUUAUCAAAGAAAUUUACUCAAGCAUAA